CGACCACAACCAUCUCCCCGAACGAGUAGUCCAGACAGGUUAAAAGUGACUUUCAACUCAGUCUGACUUGGUUUGGCUCAGUGAGUGCAUCGCCUCUAAUACGCAAAUCCGACCGAUAUGGCCAGUAUCGACACUACGAUAUUACCGUUCGAGGAAAAACGCCUGCACACGCCGCCGUUGGAUGAGGUUCGAAAUGUUGUUGCAAACGGGCUGAAAUCCAAUUUCGCAACGGUCCAUGUCGAGGUGGUGGACUGCCCAAAUCUCAUGGAGGAUCCGUUUCAUCUGGCUGGUCAAGGUCUAAACGGCAGUCCAACGCUCGUUGAAUUGGGCGGUCCACCGUACCUACUUCCACAUGUGGAUUAUACCAAAUUGUACGAUCUGGUGUCCGUUUCUCAGCGAGCCCUGAACGACACCAAAAAGGAGUUUCUGGCGAUCGGUGCCGGUGCAGGUCCGUAUCCGCUCGUAGAUUCCAACUGCGAAGGAAUGUUCAAUCUGAGAGUGCACGCCAACGGUCACGUUACAAGUGAGAGUCAUCUGGCUCGAGUCAAUCCGGAUCGAAAGAAAGCUGUGCUACAGAAAAUCCCGAGUAGUGAAACGAGGUGUGCCCUGCUGGGAAAUAUCUUCCUCUCGGAAGGUAAACCGGGAAAAGUGCUGAAGGUUAGCUGCAAGAAACGUACCGGAAAUAAGGACUUCAUCGCAAGCAUUAGAACUGCACUGGAACAACACUACGGUGAACGCACGGUUGGAAUGGGAGGAGUAUUCCUGUUGAAGAAAGGCAAAGCGAAACAGCACGUAAUGUCUCCGUUCUCGGAAACUGCCAUCAACACGGAAGACGAGUUGAACAAAUGGCUUAACUUUUUCGACAUGUCCGCCACGUUGAUUGCGGUCGGUACGCUGGUAACGAACGAGUGCGAUCUUGAUCUACGGUUGCAACAUUUCCAUAGCUUUUCGCGACACGGCGAGGGAGGUCAUUACCAUAUCGAUACCACACCGGACAUAGUUGAGUACGAGGGUUACUUCAACAUAGGAGAAAAAAUUGUUAGGGUAGAUAAACCGACCAACACGCACAAAUUCGGACGAGAUUGAUAUUCAGGGUUGGAUCAGUAAAAUCAUACAAUUUUUUUUUUGUUGAAA
Malaya genurostris is the source of this 1134-nucleotide messenger RNA. Its product is annotated as ester hydrolase C11orf54 homolog. NCBI's taxonomy places the organism in Eukaryota, Metazoa, Arthropoda, Insecta, Diptera, Culicidae. Gene Ontology annotation, cellular component: nucleus. The transcript is spliced from 3 exons. Bases 118 to 1086 code for a protein of 322 amino acids. The record is from RefSeq and is a predicted model, not a curated record. Gene Ontology annotation, molecular function: hydrolase activity, acting on ester bonds; zinc ion binding.